Molecule: messenger RNA, 2725 nt
Organism: Menidia menidia (Atlantic silverside)
Lineage: Eukaryota; Metazoa; Chordata; Actinopteri; Atheriniformes; Atherinopsidae
Source: the annotation of a GenBank genome assembly
AUGGCCGCAGGUCCUCUCUCUGUAUCUUCCACCGCAUCUAACAACAACGAUGGUAUUCUCAUCGGUGAUAAAGUUUACUCGGAAGUGUACCUUACGAUAGACAACUCGCUUAUUCCAGAGGAGAGGCUCUCCCCGACUCCGUCGAUGCUCGACGGCCUCGACCUGAAUACCGAGACCGACCUCCGCAUCCUUGGAUGUGAACUGAUACAGUCCGCGGGUAUUCUUCUCCGGUUGCCACAGGUGGCAAUGGCGACGGGACAGGUUCUUUUCCAUCGAUUUUUCUACUCCAAAUCUUUUGUCAAACACAGCUUCGAGAUUGUUGCUAUGGCUUGUAUCAACUUAGCCUCUAAGAUUGAAGAAGCUCCCCGACGAAUACGUGAUGUCAUCAACGUUUUCCAUCAUCUGAGACAGAUCAGAGGGAAAAAGGGGUCUCUGUCCUUCCCCCAGGCCCACCCCACCCGCUCCUAUGGGAGACUCCCGUGGUCUGAGCCACCGCGGGGCACUGGGAUCGGGGAUGACAGGUUGGCCGAAGGUCCUUGGCCCACGGGGCACCUUGAGGACUCCUGUGGUUCAGUCUUAAGCUCUGGGACUCCAAGUCCAUUGAUACUAGAUCAGAACUACAUAAAUACCAAAAACCAAGUCAUCAAAGCGGAGCGGCGGGUCCUGAAGGAGUUGGGCUUCUGUGUGCAUGUCAAGCAUCCACACAAGAUUGUCGUCUUAUAUCUUCAAGUCCUGGAAUGUGAGAAGAACCAGACACUGGUCCAGACUGCCUGGAACUACAUGAAUGAUAGCCUGAGGACAAACGUGUUUGUGAGGUUCCAAGCUGAAACAAUCGCCUGUGCCUGUAUAUACCUCGCUGCCCGAGCCCUGCAGAUGCCUCUGCCAUCCAAACCUCACUGGUACCUGCUGUUUGGAGUGAGUGAAGAUGAGAUGAAGGAGAUCUGCAUCACCACCCUUAAACUGUACACCAGGAAGAAGCCUAACUAUGACCAGCUGGAAAAAGAGGUGGAGCGGCGGAAGGUGUUCUUGGCUGAGGCCAAGCUGAAGGCCAAAGGCCUGAACCCUGAUGGUACUCCUGCUCUGUCGACACUCGGUGGCUUCUCUCCAGCCUCCAAACCCUGCUCCCCAAAUGUGGUCAAAGUAGAGGAGAAGACCCCCAAUCCCCAGACCAUCAAAACCAUCAAGAAGGAACCGGACAGUCGGGCUCAGGUCAACAAGAGUCCCUAUAACGGGGUGAAGAAAGAGGUGAAGGCUGGAAGGAACAGUCGGAGUGGAAGCCGUUCUCGUUCAAGAACGCGGUCCCGGUCUCGAUCCCGCUCCCCCCGCCGACAUUACAACAACAGACGCAGUCGCUCAGGGACCUACAGCUCUCGCUCACGAUCUCGCUCUCACAGUCGCAGCCCAUCGCCUCGCCGGCAUCCGCCCUCUCCGCUCCUCCCCCACCUCAAAUCCAAGUCCAGCCAUCACAGCAACAGCGACUCCAAGCUGAGUGGACGUCACAGCAACAGCGGCGGUGGAGGGUCAGGGCACAAGAGGAAGCGCUCCCGGUCGCGCUCCCGCACGCCUGUCAAAGUGGACAGAGACAGGGACAGAGAACGGGACCGGGAGAGAGACCGGGAACGCAGCUCCUUUGAUCUCUCCUCAAAGAAACACAAACACGAGCGAGGUGUCGGACAUCGAGGUGACCGCAGGGAGAGGGAGAGGUCUCGGUCCUACGACAGGGAAAGGGACAGGGAGCGCAGCCACAAGGGCAAACACCACAGCAGCGGCGGGCACUCAGGACACAGCCGCCACCGCCGCUAGGCCCCGCAGAGCAGCUCUGGGGCUGACGGCACUGAGGCACGGUCCCAUCAACAAAAGAAACGCUCAGUAACCUGACGAAGGUGGUGGUUGGUGUGUAUUUAUUGGGCAACAAAAUAAAGAGUCUCCAUGGCUGCACCCAGCUGUAGCUGAGCCGUGUCGGCCAUAACGGGCUCGUUUUGACACGUCGGGUCAGUCGUGAAGAUUCACAUUUGUGGGUUUCGCAUAUGCAUCCUGAAUCUGACUUUGUAAACCCUCAGAUUUAAAUAGUUUUUUUUUUUUUUAUCCUAGUAAAAACAACUGCUUCAGUUCCACACGUGGACCCUCUGUGUGCUCUUUGUUUGGAGUCUCAUCCUUCCAGCAGCACACGAGUUCUGAGGUUCUGCCCCAGUAAAAACCUGCUGACCCGUUUGUUUUGCUGAAGCCGGUGGACCAUCAGCCUCAGGCCGGUGCUUUUCCUGUGACCCCCCCCAACACACUUAAGAAUCAUCUAGUCUACUCGAGUGCUCUCGGUCUAACGUGUAAAGUUAUGAACUUUUGAAAAAAAUCAAACUUAUUUACAGUGUAAAGGAUUAAUAUCCACUGACGAAACGUGAACGCUUUGAUUUAUAAAAGCGAGAAGUUCAGUGGAAAGUUUGAAUGAGUAAAUGUAAAAUAAGACGUCAUUCAGGAAAGAUCAGUGUUUGCACAUUAGGGCUUGCAGGCCCAAUGGGGUUUGUUUUUUUUGUUGUUUUUUUUUUUUAAAUCGGACAGAUUUGUUGCUUCUAAGUAAACUGGUGUUCUUUAUUUUUCUUUAUUAUUUUGCUCUCAGCAGGGGAAGCAGACUCAGUUAAACGAUAUUUUAGGGUUGUCAGUUUGUUACACUGGUUUUUAGUCUGCACGUCAUGUCCAGUUUUUAUUCAUUAAUAAAUGAGUUAUGCCACUG